This is a messenger RNA of Diabrotica balteata, 3539 nucleotides long. Lineage: Eukaryota; Metazoa; Arthropoda; Insecta; Coleoptera; Chrysomelidae. The record is from the annotation of a GenBank genome assembly.
CCGAGAUCGAAGCAGGCCGCGAAUGCUGAUGUCCAGUAACAGUUGACUGACUGUACCAGGCCGAAUCGAUUGACAUAAGUCGACAUCGAGAGCGUUAUUACAGUGCUCCUCGGUGGGUAACGGUGAGUCGAGUAAAGUGCGAGGAGUGCUAAAGACUUAAGUCAUGGGGUGCGGGGUCGGAACUGCAAUUUUUAUAUUUGCUAGUGUAAUAUUACUCGCAGAAUCUACGUUAUUCGAUUUAGGAAAAACCAAAGAAUUAGAAGGAGUAAUAAACGAUGACAAAUUUAUUGUAUCUUUGAGGCAUAUAAAACCACGAAAACGGUCAAGAGGAAUGAUAGAAACUUUAUUUGCAGUUGAUUUUCCAGAAAGCAAUGAUAAGUUUGCACUUUUGCUGGAUAGAAAAGUCAAAAAAGUAACUGUUGAAACUGUGGAGAAUGGCAAAAAAAGAUCUCAACAUUUUAAAGUAGAUUCUUUAGAUGAAGAUAAUAGUAUAAAAUCUCUAAUACUUGAAGUCAAUCAAAAUGAACCAGGAGCACAUGCUACUUUAUAUUUAGAUUGUACUUCGUAUGGUAUGGUAGCUCUUCCAAAGACGUUAAGGGAGAUGCACAAAACACCUGAUCGUAAAUUAGAAGUGCACCACGAACGAAAAUAUACUAUCGAAAUUGACGGGCAUCAUAGAGAUCUAAGAAUGGUUUUAAAUCGCAACGACUGUCCUUUGUCGUUAUACACGAACCAAAGCAAAAGCUACGACAAUUUUCUUAAUGACGAUUUAAACAAUAAUCUCAAUGAUGACCCAAAUAUACAAGCGCAACAACCUGAUUAUGAUCAGUACCGAAGAGGAGGAGAGGAUCCAUAUAGAAGAACAUCGUCUGGUGUUCCUUAUAGAGGAGACAUUCCCUUGGUUUCCAAGUUGGAAGACUCUGGUAUCCUGCAAGCUCUUAACCUACUGAUCGAACGAGUAAAUUUCGAAGUAAAGAGAUGCGAAGCUUCAGCUCAAGCAAUCGACAACUUGCGCCGACUUAUAGAACAAUGCGAACUGUGCAAAGCUCAACCCAUUCGUCGACCAACUUGUGCUACUCAUCCACCACGAUGUUUCCCUGGCGUCCAAUGUUAUGAUACCGAACAAGGGCCUAGAUGCGGACAAUGUCCAAGAGGAUAUAUCGGCGAUGGGUAUUCUUGCAAUCCUGGCCGUAAAUGCGAAGACAAUCCUUGUUACGCAAACGUGGAGUGUAGGGAUACAGCACAAGGUGCCGUAUGUGGUAGAUGUCCACCAGGAUACGAAGGAGACGGUUUCUCGUGUACUAGAGUAAAUCCCUGCCAAUAUAAUCCAUGCGCUCCAGGUGUUCGGUGUGUGCCUGAGGAAGAGAGUCCUUAUUAUAGAUGUCAUGGUUGCCCUGCUGGCUUUACAGGAAACGGGACAAAUUGUAUAGACAUCGAUGAAUGUGACUUGGUCCAACCAUGUGAUCCCAGAGUCAGCUGCCACAAUCUUCGUCCUGGUUAUAGAUGCGAUCCUUGCCCUCCGGGAUUCCGUGCAGAAGAAGAUAGCCAAGGUGUUGGUAUAGAGGAGGCAGCACAAAGAACACAGCGUUGCAUAGAUAUUGAUGAGUGUCAAACUGGACGAGCUUGUGUGCCACAUUCUGAGUGCAUCAACACAGAGGGUUCCUACCAUUGUGGAGCCUGUGAAUACGGAUUUGUAGGCAAUCAGUCCAUUGGAUGUCACGAAGGACGCGGCUUCUGUCCCGGAGGUAGUCGUUGUGACGAUAACGCUGAAUGUCUUAAUCUUGGUUGGGGUCAAUUUGGUUGUAGAUGUAACCGCGGAUUCACAGGAAAUGGUAUCUAUUGUGCCCGUGACACCGAUUUGGAUAGAUGGCCUGACAUCGAUUUGCCCUGUGAUGACAAAUAUUGCAGAAAAGAUAACUGUAUAAUUACUCCAAACUCUGGACAAGAGGAUACUGAUGGUGAUGGAAUAGGUGAUGCCUGUGAUAAGGAUCCCGAUGACGAUGGUGUUAUAAAUGGCGAUAACUGCCCUCUGAUAGCCAAUCCCGACCAAGCCGACUCUGAUUACGAUGGAGGAGAUAAAGUAGGUGACCUUUGUGAUAAUUGCCCCUAUGUUAAGAAUCCGGACCAAAGUGAUGUCGAUGGAGAUGGUAAAGGUGACGCUUGUGAUGAGGACAUAGACAAUGAUACUGUUAUAAAUGACCGAGACAACUGCAAGACAAUACCAAAUACAGAUCAGGCUGACAGGGAUGGUGACGGCAUAGGAGAUGUUUGUGAUAACUGCCCUAGUGCAUACAAUCCCGGUCAAGAAGAUAAAGAUGAAAAUAAUGUUGGUGAUGUAUGUGAUUCUCCAAUAGAUACUGAUAAGGAUGGUGUUCCAGACAAUCAUGACAAUUGCAGACUUAUACCAAAUCCAAAUCAACUUGACACCGAUAGAGAUGGACGAGGAGACGCUUGCGAUACGGAUAUCGAUGAUGAUGGUAUUUUAAAUAAUCGUGACAACUGUAUAUUUGUCUACAAUCCCGAUCAAUUGGACUCAAAUGGAAACGGGUUUGGGGACAAAUGUGAUAACGACACUGAUGAUGAUCACGUAAUUAACGAACUUGAUGUAUGUCCCACCAACUCAUUAAUUUACCAAACCGACUUCAGUAAAUACCAAACCAUAGUUCUUGAUCCAUACGGCGAAACUCAAAUCGAUCCCAUUUGGGAAAUUUACAACCACGGUGCAGAAAUUGUCCAAACUGUUAACAGUGAUCCUGGUUUGGCUGUUGGUCAUGACAAAUUUACUGGAGUAGAUUUUGAAGGAACAUUCUUUGUGGACUCCGACGAAGAUGAUGAUUAUGUUGGUUUUAUUUUCAGCUAUCAAAGCAACAGAAAGUUCUAUGCCGUUAUGUGGAAGAAGCACGCCCAGGUCUAUUGGGAAGCGGAACCGUUCAGAGCGUUCGCUGAACCAGGAAUCCAAAUUAAAGUAAUCGACUCCGAAACUGGACCUGGAGAAGUACUUAGAAAUUCUCUGUGGCACACAGGUGAUACCCCUAAUCAAGUAAGACUCCUUUGGAAAGAUCCCAAAAACGUAGGAUGGAAAGAGAAGACUUCGUACAGAUGGUUCUUAAUCCACAGACCAGCUAUUGGACUCAUUAGGUUGAAGAUAUUUGACGGAGAGAGUAUGGUAGCUGAUUCUGGAAAUCUUUUCGAUACAACACAUAAGGGAGGAAGAUUGGGAGUUCUUUGUUUCUCACAACAAAUGAUUAUAUGGUCGGAUUUGGCAUACAGAUGUAAUGAAAAUCUCAGAGAAGAAAUUUGGAGAGACCUGUCACCAAGGUUCCAAAAGAAAGUAAAAAUUGACAACAUUGGAUCUUAUAAUGUAAAAUCACCAGAUGUUCAAUAGUAAAUAUAAGUUAAAUAUUGUUUUGUUAAUGUUGGGUAUUAUGCUAAUUAACCAAUGAGUUCAAUUAACACGUAAUGAAACUUUGUUAUGAUUUAUAUUGUAAAUAAUUUUUUUAAUACAAUGCAAAACUUUGUUUAUUAAAUUGCAAAAAUUC